Messenger RNA from Klebsormidium nitens, 810 nucleotides. The record is from the annotation of a GenBank genome assembly. Lineage: Eukaryota; Viridiplantae; Streptophyta; Klebsormidiophyceae; Klebsormidiales; Klebsormidiaceae.
AUGCAUCGAGGGAUUUUUUCGCGGUGCAGGCCCCUCCCCCCAGCGCUCUUCCUCCUUGUCUCUCUAGCUUUCGCCGGCGCCCAAGUAGCGCUUCCUCAAGAAGCCAAUGAACGGACGCUCCAAACGGACGCCCGAACGUCCCUUUUGAAGGACACCAGCAAAGCUCUGGUGUCCGUUUCGGACGCCCUUUUCCCCCUCUUCCCGACAGCGCCCUCUGUCGAACCAUGCAACUCAUCUCUGGCACAGAUCGAGCAAGCUCUGCAUGCUUAUGGGCUUCCGCAUGCUUAUGGCGGCCGCCGCCGGCUUAUCUCGGACGUCCUGCGCCAGGCGGAGUUCGGCAAUCUGACCACAAACACGUCCGAAGCGCCCCCGCUGAUCAGCGGGAGGUAUUUCGUGGACGGAGUGUGGGGUUACAUCAUGGGCGUGAUCUGGCUGAUCCUGGGAGCGUUCUUUCUGUGCCUGUGGGGGUCCUGCAAGCUGCUCAAGAAGAUGCCUAGGUGGAUCAAGAACAUGGUGCUAGGAAAGGAAGAGCCCACGAUCCCAUCAACGCUCGCGCUGGCGAUAUUCAACGCGCUCACGUUUCUGGCGCUCUUCGCGGCCAUCGUCGGAGUCGGCCUCGCGUACGGCGCUAACCCGAAAACGUUCACUACAUAUCACCAAUUCGAUCGCCGCGCACGACAACUCCUCGACAAGACCGCGAACGAGACGGCAAAUGCAGCGAGCGCGUUCAACAACGCGAGCGCGGUCUUCGCCACGCUGCCGCCUCAGGCAAGGUUCCAAUAUUCGAGGAAUGAACACUUCAGCAUCUAG